AUGGAAGGAAUCGUUUGUACGUUUCCUCGGGGGUCUCAAGGGUGUGCCCAAUUUAAACGAAGAGAAGGACAAAACGAAACGGACAAUUCAUCGAACGUAUCAGAUAACGGAAAAGAUAAUCUGGCUAAUCUUUCCCAUCACAUAACUCCGACGAAAACUCGCGGGAAAAGACGAGUCAACUCACUAAUGUCCCACAGGUAUCAACAGCGUCAAACGGGAGAACUCAACGGCGAGUCAAAACACGUCGAUAAUAAAAUAAACGACGUUAAAGAAAUAGAUAUAAAAAAGGAAAAUGUUAAAACGGAAAGGCUGAGCCCGAUGUCUAUGACGACGACGACGACUACGACCACGACAACGAGUGCGAUAUCGUCAAUGACGACGAGCACGACGAGCACGUCCGUCGCGAACAAUGCAAAUGCUGCAGCAGCAGCAGCUGCUGCUGUCGCUCACGGUGAUAAUAAUUCGAACAGUUCGAGAAGCGGAACGCCAAGCAGCUCCUAUCCAGGUACGCCGCCAGGUUGCAUUGCUGAUUCUCGGGAGCACGGAUCCAGUCCUUUGAAUACGUCUUCGUCUCACGGUCAAAGUGGUUCUCAUCUCAAGCAAAUGGAACAAAUGAUGAUGUCGAGAAACUACAGCGAUUUCAUGAGGAGUUUGGCUGCCAAAUAUAACAACGCUAAUCCAAACGACUACUUCAGCUCGGUGAGAAAUGGAUUUCCUCCGUCGCUCGAUCCACGUUUUAGUUCUUUUAAAUCCGGAGCGGCAUCAUCGGCAUUUGUCGGAUUGAUGGGUCCUCUCACCGCCGCAGGUUCAUCUCCGUCCAACCAACAAACGAUAUCGGGUUCGUCGUUGCCGAGCGAACAACAAACGAGGCAUUCUUCGGCGAAGUCUCAAUCGGAUGUCUUCGGUCCAAAUUUCGGAGUUCCGUCAUUGAACGGACUCAAUCCGUUCGGGGGUGGAAAUAUAAAUUCGCUUUUUCCACCAAUGAUAGACAUGAGUUCGACUCAAGCUCUUUUAAGCAUGGUUCGAACGGCGAGUGCUCAAAAUCAAGCUCAAUUAGAAAAUUUAUCAUCCGCGUCGACUCCGGUUAGUAAAAAAAUUAAAAAAGAAAUAACGAAAGACGGUUUGUACGAGAACAUAUUGAAUUUACCACUCUUAGACGCGUUGAGGACUAAAGACCUAUCGAAAAUUAGUACAAAAAAUAGAAGCAUAAGUCCAAAUUUAGUUCAAAAAAAAAAUUUGCAAAACUCUUUAAAUAAUUUACAAAACACCAUUUCGUCAUUGAACGUGCGAACGUCUCCGAAUAGAGCGAACGCGUCUCCGAGGUGUUCAUCUUUGUGCGGUGCCGAUGGGAAAGCGUGCUCGGAUUCGGAAGGUCAAUCAAUUGCUCACUGGACGGUCGAAGAUGUUUGUUCGUUUGUUAGCAGCAUCGACAUAUGUGCCGAAUAUGAAAAAAGCCGCGCCCUUUUAUCACCUUCACCUUUAGCCACCGAUUUCUAA
Molecule: messenger RNA, 1497 nt
Organism: Pediculus humanus corporis (human body louse)
Lineage: Eukaryota; Metazoa; Arthropoda; Insecta; Psocodea; Pediculidae
Product: suppressor protein SRP40, putative
Exons: 5
Coding region: 1-1497 (498 amino acids)
Source: RefSeq, a predicted model, not a curated record